Messenger RNA from Arabis nemorensis, 513 nucleotides. The record is from the annotation of a GenBank genome assembly. NCBI's taxonomy places the organism in Eukaryota, Viridiplantae, Streptophyta, Magnoliopsida, Brassicales, Brassicaceae.
AUGAAAGGAGCUGAGACRACRGAGCMAKGCAAUUGCUCAGCCUUUGCCUCMAGCGGCAACCUCCCUCACUGUUGUCUCCGGCGACCAACAAUCGUCGACCUUAUUACCGGAGCUCCUUUCAACUCUCAAGUCUCCAAUUGUUGCCCUGGAGGCGUCUUGACUUCUAUGUCUCAAGACCACAUCAAUCAUGUCUAUGCUUUUCAUAUGGACAUUGGAAGCUCUACUGAUGAUCCUUAUAAUUUCGACGCAAAACUCAAGCUCUUGGAAGCAUCACUGCUUAAUGUAACUAAUCAAAGUUGUGAACUUUUCACACCAUCUGGGUUUGCUUUGCUGGAAUGGACAGAUGACUUGGAAGUGUUUAUCCUCAAAGGUUAUGGCAAUUCCUUAAACUACCAAAUGGGAUUUCCAUUGCUAGAAGAUGUUUUGCAUUCGAUGGAAGAAGCUAUCAAGGCCCGAGAAGAAGCUAUCAAGGCUCGAGAAGGUAAUGUCAAGGCCAACUUUAAGGACUUGUAG